AUGGCGGAGGAGCGGCCCCCCCGGCUGGUGGAUUACUUCGUGAUAGCCGGGCUCCCGGGGGGCGGAGCACCCAUUCCUGAGGACACGUGGGUGCCUGAGGCCAGCGGGCCCCUGCGCCUGUCCCGGCCGGCGGAGCCCAUCACCGACGUGGCAGUCAUCGCCAGGGCGCUGGGCGAGGAGGUGCCCCAGGGCUACACGUGCAUCCAGGCCUCGGUGGGGGGCCACCCCUUGGAGCUCAGCGCUGGGCUCCUGAGUGGAACUCAGCCUGUCAUCUGCUACCGCAGGGGCCGCGACAAGCCGCCCCUCGUGGAGCUAGGGGUGUUAUAUGAGGGGAAGGAGCGUCCCAAGCCCGGCUUCCAAGUCCUAGACACGACACCCUACAGCCACUCUGCCAACCUGGCCCCUCCAGGCCCCGGGCACCCCCGCACCUACCUCACUUACCGGCGGGCAGCGGAGGGGGCAGGGCUGCAUGCCUUGGGCAUCACCGACCUCUGCCUGGUGCUGCCCAGCAAGGGUGAGGGCACUCCGCACACUUACUGCCGACUGCCCCGCAACCUCAACCCCGGCAUGUGGGGCCCGGCGGUGUACCUGUGCUACAAGGUGGGCCUGGCCAAGGCCAACACGCUGGUGUAUGAGGCAGAGCUGCUGGGCCGCUACCCGGAGGAGGACAACGAGGCGUUUCCGCUGCCUGAGUCCGUGCCCGUCUUCUGCCUGCCCAUGGGGGCCACCAUCGAGUGCUGGCCUGCCCAGACCAAGUACCCUGUGCCCGUCUUCUCCACCUUCGUGCUGACGGGCGCAGCGGGUAACAAGGUGUACGGCGCUGCCCUGCAGUUCUACGAGGCGUUCCCCCGGGCCAGGCUGUCGGAGCGGCAGUCGCGGGCGCUGGGCCUGCUGAGCGCCGUGGAGCGGGGCCGGGCGCUGGGGGGCCGGGCGGUGCGCAGCCGGCGCGCCAUCGCCGUGCUGUCCCGCUGGCCCGCCUUCCCCGCCUUCCGCGCCUUCCUCACCUUCCUCUACCGCUACUCCGUCUCCGGCCCCCACCGCCUGCCCCUCGAAGCGCACAUCUCCCACUUCAUUCACAGCGUCCCCUUCCCGUCCCCGCAGAGACCCCGCAUCCUGGUGCAGAUGUCUCCCCAUGACAACCUGCUCCUCUGCCAGCCUGUAUCCUCCCCCCUGCCCCUCAGCGGUGCCAGCUUCCUGCAGCUGCUGCAGAACCUGGGCCCCGAGCUGGCCGUCACGUUGCUGCUGGCCGUGCUCACGGAGCACAAACUGCUGGUCCACUCGCUGCGGCCGGACCUGCUCACCAGCGUCUGCGAGGCCCUCGUCUCUAUGAUCUUCCCGCUGCACUGGCAGUGCCCCUACAUCCCCGUGUGCCCGCUGGCGCUGGCUGAUGUGCUGAGCGCCCCCGUGCCCUUCAUCGUGGGCAUCCACUCCAGCUACUUUGACCUGCACGACCCCCCUCCUGACGUCAUCUGUGUGGAUCUGGACACCAACACGCUCUUCCAGACGGAGGAAAAGAAGCCCCUCACCCCUCGGGCCCUGCCCCGCAGGCCCUACAAGGUUCUGCUGGCCACACUGACCACCCUGUAUCAGCAGCUGGAUCAGACGUACACCGGGCCUGAGGAGGAGGCGUCCCUGGAGUUCCUGCUGACGGACUACGAGGCUGUGUGUGGCCGCCGGGACCGGCUGGAGCGCGAAGUCCAGGGCGCCUUCCUCCGCUUCAUGGCCUGUCUGCUCAAGGGCUACCGGGACUUCCUGCGCCCGCUCACCACGGCGCCCUCCGAGGGGGCACGCGACGUGGACAACCUGUUCUACCUGCAGGGUUUCCUCAAGUCCCGGGAGCGCUCCAGCCACAAGCUGUACUCGCAGCUGCUGCACACGCAGAUGUUCUCGCAGUUCAUCGAAGAGUGUUCCUUUGGCUCUGCUCGGCACGCUGCCCUUGAGUUCUUUGACUCUUGCGUGGAUAAGGUCCACCCGGAGCAGGAGAAGCCAGAGCCGACGCCCUUGGUGGAGCUGGAGGAGCUGUCGGGGAGCGAGCUCACGGUCUUCAUCACGCCUCCGGAGGAGCCCCCGGUGCCAGAGGGCAGCGAGCCCACUCCCCAGUACUGCUACGAUGGGUUUCCAGAGCUGCGGGCUGAGCUGUUUGAAUCUCCCCAGGAGCAAACCGGGGCUCUGCCUGUGCCUGGCCCGUCCUGUAGUGCCCCGAGCAGUCCUGCUCCUCGCCGCACCAAACAGGAGAUGAAGGUGGCGCAGCGGAUGGCGCAGAAGGCCGCGGCGGCGCCUGAGCUGUGGGCUCGGUGCCUGCUGGGGCACUGCUAUGGGCUCUGGUUCCUGUGCCUGCCCGCCUAUGUGCGCUCAGCACCCUCCCGGGUGCAGGCCCUGCACACGGCGUACCACGUGCUGCGCCAGAUGGAGAACCACAAGGUGGUGCUGCCCGAUGAGGUGUGUUACCGGGUGCUGAUGCAGCUGUGCUCGCACUACGGGCAGCCCGUGCUGUCCGUGCGGGUCCUGCUGGAGAUGCGGCAGGCGGGCAUCGUGCCCAACACCAUCACUUACGGCUACUACAACAAGGCUGUGCUGGAGAGCAAGUGGCCAUCUGGUACACCCGGUGGGCGCCUGCGCUGGGCCAAGCUUCGGAACCUUGUCCUGGGGGCUGCCCAGUUCCGCCAGCCCCUGAAGGAGCGGUGGCAGCAGCAGCAGCAGCAGCAGCAGCAGCAGGCAGCAGCACAAGAGGCGGGCAGCUCGCAGACAGAGCCCUGCCCGGAGCGGCCCUCCCCUUCCCGCCCGCUUCAGCGCCAGACGACUUGGGCUGGACGAAGCCUGAGGGACCCGGCCUCGCCCAAGGGGCGCCUGCUGAAGAGUGGCAGCCUGGGCAGCGCCCGAGAGGCACAGCCCACCGUGGAGGCUGGCGUGGCCCACAUGAUGGAGGCCUUGGGGGUGCUGGAGUCCCGGGCAUCACCUGUGCCCUGGCACGAUGGAAGCCUCUCAGACCUGAGCCUGACUGGGGAGGAGCUGGCAGCCGGAGGCAGCCCCGGGGACUCGGGCUCGGCCCUGAGCACCCAGUCCGCGGACGUCGUGGAAGGGCUGAGUGCGCGCGUGCCCAAGGCUGGUGGGCACCGGGAUGAGAGCAGCACCCCCCGGCGAGGGCUGGGUGCCCGCCUCCAGCAGCUGCUCACUCCUUCCCGCCGCCGCUCCUCCGUCUCUCGCAUUCCCCCGCCUGAGCUGCCCUCUGACCUGCCUCCCCCAGCCCACCGCAGCCCCAUGGACGGCCUUCUGCACCCCCGGGAGCGCCCCGGAUCCACUGCUUCCGAGAGCUCAGCCUCUCUGGGCAGUGAGUGGGACCUCUCAGAAACUUCUGUCAGCAGCCUGAGCCUUCGCCAUUCCUCAGAGCGCCUCACUGAGACCCCCGGGACCUCCCAGCCACCUUCCCUGGAAAUCCUGCUGUCCACCUGCUCCCUGUGCCGCGCCUGUGACUCGCUGGUGUACGACGAGGAGAUCAUGGCCGGCUGGGCCCCGGACGACUCCAACCUCAACACAACCUGCCCCUUCUGCGCGUGCCCCUUUGUACCCCUGCUCAGCGUCCAGACUGUGGACUCCCGGCCCAGCGCUCCCAGCCCCAAGCCCGCCCCUGCUGGUGCUGGUGGCAGCAAAGACGCUCCUGUGCCAGGGGGCCCCGGCCCUGUGCUCAGUGACCGCAGGCUCUGCCUUGCCCUGGAUGAGCCCCAGCUCUGCAACGGGCACGUGGGGGGUGCCUCCCAGCGAGUCGAGGGUGGGGCGUGGGCCUACCUGAGCCCCCUGGUGCUGCGCAAGGAGCUGGAGUCGCUGGUGGAGAACGAGGGCAGUGAGGUGCUGGCGCUGCCUGAGCUGCCGGCUGCCCACCCCAUCAUCUUCUGGAACCUCCUGUGGUAUUUCCAGCGGCUGCGCCUGCCCAGCAUUUUGCCAUGCCUGGUGCUUGCCUCCUGCAGUGGCCCCCCGCCCCCCCAGGCCCCGUCUCCGUGGCUAGUGCCUGACCCGGCAUCGGUGCAGGUGCGGCUGCUGUGGGAUGUUCUGACCCCUGACCCCAACAGCUGCCCCCCUCUCUACGUGCUCUGGAGAGUCCACAGCCAGAUCCCCCAGCGGGUGGCGUGGCCAGGCCCAGUACCUGCGUCCCUGAGCCUGGAUUUGCUGGAGUCGGUGCUGUGCCAUUUUGGUCACGAUGAGGUGCACAAGGCGAUAAGGCUCCUGCUGGAAACGUUAGGGCCCCCUCCCACAGGCCUGCACCUACAGAGGGGCAUCUACCGCGAGAUCUUAUUCCUGACAAUGGCUGCUUUGGGCAAGGACCAUGUGAAAAUAGUGAACUUCGACAAGAGGUACAAGUCUGCCUUUAACAAGCUGGCCAGCAGCAUGGGCAAGGAAGAGCUGAGGCAGCGGCGAGCACAGAUGCCCACCCCGAAGGCCAUUGACUGCCGGAAGUAUUUUGGAGCACUUCUGGAAUGCUAG
Pipistrellus nathusii (Nathusius's pipistrelle) is the source of this 4476-nucleotide messenger RNA. NCBI's taxonomy places the organism in Eukaryota, Metazoa, Chordata, Mammalia, Chiroptera, Vespertilionidae. The record is from the annotation of a GenBank genome assembly.